This is a messenger RNA of Plectropomus leopardus (leopard coralgrouper), 3100 nucleotides long. The record is from RefSeq and is a predicted model, not a curated record. NCBI's taxonomy places the organism in Eukaryota, Metazoa, Chordata, Actinopteri, Perciformes, Serranidae.
AUGGACACACAAGGGGAGAAGAAAAGACUAUUCUGUGGGAAAUGGCACAUAGUUUGCCGUUUUGCGUUGUUCAUUUGUUUCUUGGACGCAGUCCGGGGACAGAUUCGCUACUCCAUCCCCGAGGAACUGGAGCAUGGAGCUUUUGUUGGCAAUAUUGCAGAGGACCUGGGCUUGGAUUUGGGAAAGCUCUCUGCGCGCAGGUUCCGGAUAGUCUCCGGUGCCAAGAAGCAAUAUGUGGAGGUAAAUUUAGAGAACGGAGUUUUGUUUGUCAAUGAAAGAAUCGAUCGGGAAGAACUAUGCGAACAGAGUUUGUCUUGUUCUUUUCACUUGCAAGUUGUUAUAGAAAACCCUCUGGAGCUGUACAGGGUGGAGAUGGAAAUUUUGGACGUGAAUGAUAACUCCCCGAGUUUCCCAUGGACCGAGUUUAAUCUGGAUAUAUCGGAGUCAGCUGCGCCAGGUUCACGUUUCCCACUUGAGAGCGCACAGGACUUGGACGUCGGAUCCAACUCCCUGCGCACAUAUUUGCUGAGUGUAAAUGAACACUUCCUUUUGGAUAUACAGACGCGCAGUGAUGGCAGUAAAUUUGCAGAGCUGGUCCUCCAAAAUCCACUGGACAGAGAGCAGCAGAGCGCGCAUCAAAUGGUCCUAACAGCGGUGGAUGGAGGCGCGCCAGAGAGAUCCGGCACUGCGCAAAUUGAUAUCACCGUUUUGGAUGCGAACGAUAACGCGCCUGUGUUUGAUCAGUCCUUUUACAGAGUGAGGCUGGCAGAAAACGCACCCAAAGGCACAGUUGUCAUAAAACUCAACGCGUCCGAUUUAGAUGAAGGUCCCAACGCUGACAUCACCUAUUCGUUCAGUGGCCACGCGCCCAUCAAAGUGCGCCAGCUUUUCAGCGUGGACUCGCGCACGGGGGAAAUCAAAGUCAAAGGUGUGAUCGAUUAUGAAAAGUCCAGGAUGCAUGAAAUUUAUGUCCAGGCUAAAGAUAAAGGUCCCUCUGCUGUGGCAGUUCACUGCAAAGUUCUUGUGAACGUUUUGGAUAAAAAUGACAACCUCCCAGAGGUGAUUUUGACAUCAGUGUCCACACCUGUGCAGGAGGACGCGCCCCCAGGAACUGUGAUAGCUGUAAUCAGCGUAAUGGACAAAGACUCGGGUGAAAAUGGAAAUGUGGACUGUGAGAUCCCCCACCAUGUCCCAUUUCAGCUCCAUUCAUCUUUUAAGAACUAUUACACAUUAGUAACUUGUGAUUUUCUGGACAGAGAGGCAGUGGCAGAGUAUAAUAUCACCCUUACCGCGCGAGAUAUGGGCUCCCCACCUUUAUUCACAAGGAAAACUAUUUUAGUUCAAGUGUCUGACGUGAAUGAUAACGCGCCUCGCUUUAAACAGCCUUCAUAUACUGUGUAUUUGACUGAGAACAAUGCGCCGGGAGCAUCCAUUUGCUCCGUGACAGCUCAGGAUCCAGAUUCUGGCCAAAACGCAUACCUUUCAUAUUCUAUCCUGGACGGAGACAUACAGGGAAUGCCUGUGUCCACAUAUGUUUCCAUAAACUCUGACAACGGCAACAUUUACGCACUGCGAUCCUUCGACCACGAGCAACUUAAAAACUUUCAGAUCACAGUUCAAGCUCAAGACGCAGGGUUCCCACCACUUAUCAGCAACGUCUCAGUGACUAUAUUUAUUUUGGACCAGAAUGACAAUGCACCUGUCAUUGUGUCCCCGGUUGCGCAAAACGGCACCGCACCCAGCGAAGCAGUGCCUAAAUCAGUUGAUGCGGGCUACCUCGUCGCCAAAAUCAGCGCCGUGGACGCAGACGCUGGUCAAAACUCGCGUCUUUUUUACCAGCUGCUCCAAGCAACAGACCCGAGCUUGUUCAGCAUCGCUCUGUACACAGGCGAGAUCAGGACGAUACGCCAGCUGGUGGAGAAAGACCCCACGAGGCACAGAUUGGUCAUUCUUGUGAAGGACAAUGGUCAGCCGCCCCUCUCGGCCACUGUUUCCAUCAUCCUGUCAGUGGUUGACAGCCUGCCAGAUUCGAAGCCCGAUUUGGGUGACCUGUCACUAAGCCCACAUCACAGCUCCAACUUCACCCUGUACUUAAUCGUGUCUCUGGGCGCAAUCUCCUUCACAUUCCUGGUGGCUAUUAUCGUCCUGGUUGCAGUGCGGAGGCUGAAGGGCAGAGCGUCCAGCAGAGAGUCCAACUUCCCCUCCAUAGGCGGGUGUUGCUGCUGCUGCUCGCGCUCAGACACAUCCACCACCACAGAGGUGUUCAAAAAGUCCAACUUAAACGUCCGGAUGUCCUCCGGUGCGUCCGGCUGCGCGGAGACCAGCAGCAACGGGGCGCUUCCUCAGGUGUAUUGCUACAAAAUGUGUCUGACGCCGGAGUCGUCCAAAAGUGACUUUAUGUUCCUGAAGCCCUGCAGCCCGGUAAUGUCAGUGCAGCAGAAUAACGCUAAGAGUACAGAUUACCUCACCUCUGGUUGGAGCGCGCUGGACCGGAAUGACCUGGCCAACAACAGAGCUGCGACCCCGAACGAGCAACUGAGGUAUUCAAACAAGGACUGGACUUGGACCAAGAACCAACGAAACUCAGCAUACAAGAGGUAUAGUGCAGCUAAUAUGGAGGGCACUCUCACUCGUCAACAAAAAAAUGACGCCCAUGGGUUUUCCUGCUCUGUGGCUCCACAGUACUGGACCUGGGGAAACCAUAUGAAUGACUGCAAGAUGGCUCUCCAAGAGGGAGCAGUUCCUCACUACUCGUGGACUCCAAAGUACACGCAGCCGAGCUCUGAAGCCCCAGACUACCAGCACAAUGUGUACAUACCUGGCACCACGUCUGACUACAGCACUCUGAAGCUGGCACCCAGAGGAGAGCUGGAUAUGUACAACACCUUCUCUACUUUUGGAAAGAAGAAAAAAUUCAUCUCAAACUAUGAACAAGCUUAUGACAACGAUGACAGUCUCAUAAGUAAUGAGAUUUUCAAAUGAUACUCCAACUGUUCUGUAUAUUCUGUGUAUGACAUGCACAUAGAGCAUUAUCUAGUUCCAUUUAUAACCACAAAACAGGCUAAGGUUUUUUCUUUUUUUUCCAGUGGAAUUUAAAACA